Messenger RNA from Vavraia culicis subsp. floridensis, 2357 nucleotides. RefSeq lists its product as uncharacterized. The coding region runs from base 54 to 2240 and encodes 728 amino acids. Lineage: Eukaryota; Fungi; Microsporidia; Pleistophoridae. The transcript has a single exon. The record is from RefSeq and is a predicted model, not a curated record.
CUCUAAUCACAUGACCAACAACCAUAUGAGAUGAACAAAAAGCACGUGCCGAUAUGAAUGAAUUUCCUUAUCAUUUUUGCAAAUUUAAAACUAUAAAAGGAAAGAAUUCUGUGGAUCCCAUGAUUUUUUUCAGUAACUUGUUGUUCAUUCAUCAAUUGUUAUGUACCAAUACAGAUGAUGGAGAGGGUGAUGAUGGCUCAGAAUAUGUGUACACAGAGAAAGAACUUAGGGAUGAUCUUAAGCACUUACUGGAUGAACCUGAAGAACAUUUGGAUCUCAGGUAUGCUCACAUUGUGGAAUGUCUUCUCUUGUCAGAUUGUAAGACACUUUUGAAGAGGGCAACAAUGAAAAAGUACAAGAACUUGCAAACCUUUUAUCACGAGCUUCCAAAAGCAAUACAAUUUGUCUACGAGGCAGAGAAGUUCAGCUUAUACUUUUCUGCUCAACAGACAGAUAAUGCAGAGCCAAUGGGAGGAUUGAAGCUUUAUAUUGACAAGAAGAAGAUUGAGAUGAUGAAAGGUAUUUUUAAAAAACUCGACCGUGUGCAUUUGACAAUUGUUGUUCGUAAAUGGUCAAGAAAUUUAUCUGAUGUGGAUCUUAGUGAUAUAAUACAACAAUUUUGUUUCAUUACCGAUUUAUAUAUUCUAGACUUGACGCAUGAAUAUACAAUUUGGAUCGGUGAAUCUUGUAAAACAGUGCAAGAUUUCAUUGAUCUUGAAAAAUUUUCAAAAUUACGUAUACUUAAGGUGAAGUAUAUGUUUGUAACAGAUGAAUUCUUAGAGAAAGUGAGUAACAUGAAACUGGAAAGUCUGAUGUUUAUUGGAUGUACUUUUCUCACUUCCAAGGAUACUGUGCAAACUGUGCAACAAUGUAAACAAAUUGAGGUAGCUUUUGGAGAAUCAUAUGAGACUAUCUGCUUCAGUAAGUGCAAGAUGUACGGAAUACAUCAGUUAUGGUUCGCUCUAGGUCUGACAUACAGUAUAAAGAUCAUAAUCAAUCUAAAUAACUGCGUAAAACUACGCAAUCUGACGGUAAACAUGGGUGAAUAUGCGAGUGUUAUACUCAGUAAACAAAUAGUAAGUGGUCUACGGUAUUUAUCAUUAGGUAAGAAUCGUUUUGAACCGCCGCUUUCGUCUUCUAAGUGUCAGGGUGCUCGACUAGAAUUUUUAACAAUUGACACAAGAGAUCUAGAGCUGGCUGUUAAUGUUCUAAAGGAAAUUAACCGAAACAAACUCAAGAAUUUAGUAUUGAUUUGUCAUGUUUGUGAUGUUUCCGAUUUAUUUAACUUAGAAUUUGCCGCUCUUGAAAUUCUAGAAAUUGAUGUUAGCAAUAAUAAUUUGGAGUUGAAGGAUAAAAGCACAAUUGAAGUAAAAAUGAAAAAGUUAGAAGCACUGAGAAUAAAUUGCAAGUAUGUAAAUGAAGCACUCGUGCAAAUGAUAACUGAGUUGGAAAUGUUGAAACAUCUAGAAAUUUUUGUAAAAAAAUGGAACUAUAAUUAUGAACUUUUAUGUAGACAACUAAGCAGUUUAAAGGGACCAAUAGAAAAACUCUUGGUUAGUUCUGAGAUGACCAUUGGUGGAUUGGUAAGGUCGAUAGAACCUUUGAACAAGCUGAAAGAAUUUUACAUAGAUGGUAGAUCCAUUCGGUCAACAUUUAAUAGCCUCGCCAAUAGAAAUUAUGGCAGAUUUAAAUCCGUGAAAAUCCGUUUAAACAGGCUGAAAGAAUUAUUCAUGAACAGUAGAUUCAUUCGGCCAUUAUUUUAUAGCCUUGCCAGUCGAAAUUAUGAAAGACUUCAACCUGCAAAAGCUGACGCAAACGAACAGAAUGUGGUGCAUCUUAAACUCCACACUCUUCAUAUUGGCAUGGGUUCAACUUAUGAAGAACUAAUCGAACUUAUGUUAUGUCAAUAUUUUGAAGCUUUCGCAGGUAUUAAGAAACUGGUGAUUGACGUAGUACCAAAAUGUCCAGGAGUAAUUCAAAAAUUGUUUGGAAGUAUGCAAGAGGAAGGUAUGCAAGAGGAAGGUAUGCAAGAGCAGUUCAAUAACUUGAUCGAAAGUGUUUUUGAGACUUUCAACCAGCUUGAUGUACUUGUGUUCUGUUAUAAGAGUUCUCACAUAUCUAGAGAAGAAGCGCAUAUUCUUCGUAAGCUUUUUUCUGAGAAGUGUAAAUUGGUCAAGGAGAGAUGCGAGUGGUCAGAUAAUUGCAAUGAGGAACGAACAAUCUUCGAGCUUUAUAAGUAAAAGUUAAGUUAUUUUUCGAUCUUCUGGUGCUGAUCAUUUCUUUUUUAUGAUUGUAAUGAUCUCAGGUCUCAUUGUUCAUGGUAUUCAAGCAAUCUAUAACAUAUUAAUGACAUGUAA